This is a messenger RNA of Paramuricea clavata, 7594 nucleotides long. Lineage: Eukaryota; Metazoa; Cnidaria; Anthozoa; Malacalcyonacea; Plexauridae. The record is from the annotation of a GenBank genome assembly.
UUGCGCCAACUGUGACCAUCAAUUGUUCCAGCAUCGUCACAGUAAAUGAAGGUGAUGACUUCACAUGUGUAUGUAGAGGUGAAGGUGGAAACCCCCCAGCUAAUGUAACUUGGUAUGAUAAAGAUGGCGUCCAGAUUGGUGGAACAGGAAAAGAAGAACAAACAUUAACUCUCAGGAAUGUUGAUGGAACAGACACUGGAACAUACAAGUGUGUUGCCGAAAGCCACACUCUUGCGGAAGAAAAAUUGGUCGAAGUAGUAAAAGUAAGACUUGAUUGUAAGUAUUGUUGUAAAUAUAUGCGUGUUUGUAUGUAAAUAUUUAAACUGAUGCAUGGCGUGUGCACAUGCCACAUAUGUAAAUUUAGAAACUGUAUAAAAAGGACAUGCAUGUGUUUGAACUGGUGCUGCGUAUGUUUUGAAGUGAGCAAUAUACAGGGUGUAUCAAAAAAACUGAACAGAUUUGAAAUUGCUCUCAAUUUCGCAAAACACCUAUUUGUAUCCGUUUUUUUAUAUAUAUAGCUUCGUUGGGUACUUAUAAUGUAGAAUAAUGAAAAAAAUUUCUCAAACUCAAAUUUUGUGAACCAGGGGGGUGUGUCUUUUCCAAAAAAACAAACUUGGCUCGCGCACAAAAUUUAAAAGCUGUAAUCAUAUUUUGAGUUAAUAGAUGGAAAAUUUGUCGGGUUUUUAAUUACUGUACAAAAUUUCAGACAAUUUGGUUUAGUUUAAGCCCCUUAACUAUUCACGCAAAGUUACAUUUUUCCCUAAAAAUCAGCUAUUUGCAUGCUUAAUUAAUGCAUUUGCCUAAUUUGCAUAUGUCAGCAAUAUGCAAAUUAGGUAAAGGCAUUAAUUAAGCAUGCGAAAGGCUGACUUUUUAGAACAAAAUGAAUAGUUAAAGGACUUAAACUAAACCAAAUUGUCUGAAAUUUUGUACAGUAAUUAAAAACCCGACAAAUUUUCUAUCUAUUAACUCAAAAUAUGAUUACAGCUUUUAAAUUUUGUGCGCGAGCCAUUUUUAGUUUGUUGGAAAAGACACACCCCCCUGGUUCACAAAAUUUGAGUUCGAGAAAUUUUUUUCAUUAUUCUACAUUAUAAGUACCCAAGGAAACUACAUAUAUAAAAAACCGGAUGCAAAUAGGUGUUUUGCGAAAUUGAGAGCAAUUUCAAAUCUGUUCAGUUUUUUUUGAUACACCCUGUACAGGGCCUGAACUUGAAAAUGGGCGUGCAGGAGGAUCAACCUGGGCAAGGUUUCUAACAUGCGCAGGGGCCAACUCAAUUUUGCGUGCCUUCGCAAACUGAUAUUGAAAGUCAUAAUACUGUUAUAUCGCGUAGCACACGUUUGGUUAUAAUUGCUCCUAAAAUAUCCAAACUGUCAGCGAUAAUACACCUGAAAAGUCGACAAGCUAUUUGGAGAUAAUUAAACCUGAAAAAUGCCCCAACCACCUCGUGAAAUGAAACCGCUUAUAGUUUCUAUUAGGCCAAAUAAAAAAAAUUGCUGGUUUCAGGUUUCACAGCCAUGUUUUAUAUGGGUAGGUAGGUCGGAAAAACAUUUUAUUUAAAAAAAUAUUUUAUAUCAAGUAUGCAAUAACAGGAUAACCCGUGAGCUACAUGUUUUUCGCGAGAAAUAAACACAUCAAGGCGUUUUCCCCUUUUUUCAGCAGUAGCUGCCAUUUCAGAUACGUUUUUAAUAUUUUAUUCAACUGUUCUUUGUGUAAAACUAUGAUUAACAUGACUGUAUGAUUAAAUUAUAAGCAAACAAAAUAAUUUGUAGAUAAACAAGUCUAAUGACUAUUUAUAUAUUCGGCUAUUUAAGAUCUCUACUGGGAAAAGUCAAUAAAAUGUUUAUGGUCGGUCAUAUUUUUGACAGGUCGGUCGGAAACCUGAACCCAACUAUUAUUUUUAUUUGGCCUUAGCAACAGGCAUCUAUACUAAUAUUGUAUUGUGUUUUUAGAGGUUUUAAAGAAUCAUCACAAUGAGUGCCAGCGAAACAAAGAUUUGAAUCCAUACUUAGCCAUCCCUCAUGUUCGAGACAUGUUGAUUAAGCCAUCGGAAAGGUAUGAGCAUUCGCCUCAUGUAUUUCACAGGGAUUUGGUAGCUUUGAAUGUUUAGCGAUGUCAUCAUAAUAUAUAUCGUAAUAUAAAACACAAAACAAGAUAAAGUAUAAGUUAUGGUAGCCAGGUGACUUCAAGAGGCCAAAACGUAACAAGCAUAAAUUUCAUAUUAAUCUUUUAUUAUUAUUAUUAUUAGUUUAAUAAAAUCCAUUUUGCAGCUAAAGCUGAAUUGCAUGGAAAGGAUAUUUACAAUAUUAAAUAUUAAAAUUUACGUUAACAAUGUUAUAUACUUAUUAUUAACUACCUAUUAUAAAAGUGCAAAGUACAAUAUUUAAGGAGCAUAUUGGACUGUAGAUCAAUUAAUAAGAUAUUUUAUCAAUAUUUUUUUCUUGAAAGUGAACAAUAUUUAUAAAAGUGCAAAGUACAAUAUUCAUGAAGAUUCAGAGAAGGUUGUACAGCCCAUGCUGUUUAUAACACCGCCAGAAACGUUACCACCGAAAUUUUGACAUUGUCGUCAUUGAGUGUUGUGUUUGGCGGCGCCUGUGUAGUUGUCACACAAGGGUUUUGUAAUGAAAGAGUGCAAUUCGCCUGCUUGAUAAGCCUGGAUCUGUCCAUGUUUUAAAUGAAAGAGAAAAGUACGUUCUGUUGCAGAGAGUCUAUGAAGUCUGCUUGGGAUGAUGCAGUGAAGUUUCUCAGUGCGCAAGAGUCGCGUGUUCGUGUGGAAAGUCAACGUAUUGCUGGUGAAGAUUUUGAAGUUUGGCGUUUAUUACAUCACUCUACACCUGGGAGUCCUUCGUCACCGUCGGUAAAAUAUCUUGCUUUUCUAAGGUUACAGAAACUAUUGACUUUGGUUGUGCGAAGGCCGGAUAUAUAGCGCUAUCCACCGGACAGAGAUUUCUUCGCAGAAGACAGGUUAUGGAACAACGAUUUAAUAAUGUACAUCAUUAUAUUUCUUUGUAGGGUUCAAAUGUGAAACAAGGAAAAGUAUGGCAGGGAACAGGUAUUUUAAAUAAUAAUUUACCAAUUUAUGAAUUUGGUAAUUUCUUUUACAAAACCGUGGAUUUUGGGGUCCGCAUCCAGGGACAUGUCGAUUUCACCGUGCUCUUUCGUGGACCGAAAAUUUCAUAUUUUUAACAAAAGACUUCGCUUUGCAGACACAAAAUUUCGCAUCUUCUUUAUUAUGGCGGAUUGCAGUCUAUCUUCUGAUGCAAAACUUCAACGAUUACUGGUUGAUAAAGUUGUUUGAAAUGGGAUCAUAUUAAAGUGACUCCCACAUGCAGCCAAUAACGUAUCCGAAGAUAUGCACUUUUUGUCUGCGAAAAUUGUAGCAACUAUAGCCAACGACAAGAAAAUAUAGCCACGUGAAAUAUCCUAAUAAUGCUCAAGCAUGAUUCCAAUGUACCGCUAAUCUUUGCUAUAGUAUUUCCCUUCGCCACAUGACAGAGAUCCACAUGCUCGUGAACAUGAAGCAACAACGGUCUUGUGAACGAGCGUUAUAUUACUAAUUCUGGGAAUUUCUGCUGCGUUUUUAUGUCUUUCUUAUUUUUUUCUUUAUCUUGAUUAGCUUUUGAAAACUUCACAACGGCUGUUAAUCCUCCUUUGAUUAGUCCAACUCCAUGUUUAAAGAUACGAAAUAUGUUUGAACCGGUCAUGUAAGUGUCUAUCUAAAUUAAUGUAACUAUGCGCUUUGCUUAUCGUGCAUGCGUAACACAAUGCGUUUUAUACUGUAUUUGCUGAUCUAAUAUUUGUUCGCCCAGUUAUUAGAAACUAAUUAAUUUCUAAACAUGUUCCUUAUGACUUUGUCAUUUAGGGAAACUCAGGAUCAAUGGCAUGUAUUUAUUCAAGAUGCUAUACUGGAGAAAUGCACUGAAAAAGAAGCCGCUAUAGUCCAUAUAUCAGUUGAUAAAGCAUCUAAUGAGGUAAGUGCAUGAAGAUAUUAAUCUGCAAUCCGCUUUUAUCGCGCCUUUUAAACCAUUUUGAGAAUUGACGUCUGGCGAAUACAUAAUAUUGCUGCAGAAUUCUUGAAUACCGGUGAUGGAAAGAGUAUAGGUAAAAGUUAGCAAGUACUAGUUUGGGGACUUCAAUUUGAAAACCGUGGUACUGACGGUAUUUCAAUAACAAAAAUAAAAAAAAAUAAAUAAAAAUGUUCUAUCUUGCACGGUGAAUAUAAGUUAAAGGCACAGUAUUCACGAAAACAUGCAUACAACGCUUAAUUUGAAGCGCAAAAAGCAGGGCUUGCCAACUUCACUAUUGCUGAAACCAUGCAUAUAAAUUUAAUAGUCUUAUAUUAAAAAUUCUUCCAUAAGAAAAUACACAAUUUCACCUUUGUGGCCCUAUGCGUUCUUCAAAGGUAGCGCCUUAUAAAAAGUCAUACGGUUUCAAUUAUAAUCCGAUAAGGAAAUUUUCAUUCCAGUUAUUUUUAUACUUCAAUCUUUGAAGUCUGUCAAACAGUAACCUCCAUAAUCUGGAUUGUUUUAUGUUUAGGGCUGCGUUUAUGUAAAAUGUGCAAACCAUCGUUCAUCUGGUGCCGCUUUUCGUGCUAUACAUGGUUGUUGGUUUGAUGGUAAGUAAUGGUAGUAAAUGUAUGCCAGGGCAACCUCCAUUUCUGCAAAAUGUGAAAUUUCGCAAAUCUUAUAAAUUAAAUUCAAUACUUUUGUCGCAUAAUGUUAGCAAUUAUGUAUUUGCGCACUCGUGCAUUCAAGCAUCGUGUAUUUUAGAGUUAUAGUAACUGCUAUGUUUGCUAUUUUAGCACCGUGUUUCCCUAAUCUUAAUAUUGUUAUCCAAAAUCAUGCACAAAUGUUAACAUGUGCGAAUUUAACAUUAGCUUUUUCUCUAUCCCAUGGACUCCCUCUUCUCUUAGGUUACGUGCAUGCUCUCUUGUCUGUAUGUCUUGACUGUAUGUCUUGACUGUAUGUCUUGAUCUUAUCCUAUGUCUCUCAACCGUUCUUCGACCUUCUAUAAUAGGCAAUUCCAGCUUUUAGUUUAUGCCUGCAGGGGAUGAUGGGAAGUAAGGUAUCAUAUUGCUGAUUAUGCUGAAAAAUUUCAAUAAAAACUACCGAAACAACCGAAAUAUUUCAAUAUUUACAAGUAUAAGCUAUCACUCCGUGUUUACACGGCCACCAUUUUAAUUUUUUCAGCAUAAUCAGCAAUGUGAUACCUUACUUCCCAUCGUCCCCUGCACGCAUAAACUAAAAGCUGGAAUUGCCUAUUAACUUUCGGGAGCUUCUUUCAGUGGCGUAACGGAGGAAGAGUAGGCCUUUAGGCAUAUUUGGUGCAUGUGGGGGCCCUGUUGAUUGUUGCCAUUGUUUGACUUUGAUAUUAUAUUUAUAUUAAAAUAUUUAUCUCCAACACAUGUAACAACUAAUAAGAAUAACUUUUGUUUUAUUUGAGAUGGAAUAAAAAAAUCGGCUACCGUUGUCGAUGGAGGCUUUAUUAUUUUUAAUAUCAUUAUUAAUUUUGUAUUUUCCCAUUGAUUCUUAACCUGCAUUUUUUACGUUUUCUAAUUUUCUGGGCGAUAGGGCGUGGCCGACGGGGCCCAUGACUGUCGGGGGCCGUAACCCUAUCCAAUGAACGUUACGCAACUGCCUUUUUCCCCUCAUCUCAAAAUGUGGCCAAACAAUCCGGUAUUCUCGCUUCUCUGAUGUUCUCGGAAUUAAACUUUAGCGUUGACAAUUAUACACAAAUUAAAAUAAAGAUCCAUAUAAAGCAUAGGUCAAAGCUAAGACCUAUUUUGCAGUAUAUAUUUCUUCAAAUCCAGUUUGUUAGUAACUUGCGGUAUCCAAAUUAUGUCGAAUCAUGUGCUGAAAAAUAGUGUCCAACCGGAAACCCAUUAAGGUCUCUGAUUUAACGAUACCCGCGCUCUGUCUAUUGAGAUGUCUGGCUGAUACACUCAGAAAUUGAUUUUGAGCAAGUGAUUCUACUCCGUUUGAACAUAGCAAAUUACUCUUCUUAACACUGCUAAGAAAAGAUAAGUUUUUCUUCAAUAUCAUGUUUCAGCAGCUUCCAAAAAUUAUUUAUUUGUAUAUUUAUCUUCAGGUCGUUUGGUAACUGUGAAAUUCCUUACUUUAAAACGGUACCACCAACGAUUCCCUGAAUCUGUAGAAGCCAAGGAACAUCUAAAAGCCAGUGGGAUGUCUAGCAGUACCAUACCGAAACUUGAGUCAGCACCUGUUAACGAAUCCGACUCUGAUUCUGAUUCCUAAACUUUGAUUUGGUUGGCUCGACACAGUAUAAUGAUCUUGUUUGAAAAAAGUCAUCAAUCGUUGCUGCACAUUGAAAUAAAAAGGUCAUAACAUUCACUGUAACUACGGGAGAACAAUUGUAUGCUGAAAGCAGGCAGUAAUUUGCAGUUCAAUGUCAGGAAAAAAAUAUAUAUAUUCCAAGAUAACAUAUAGUAAAUUUAAAAUUUUGCUAUGUAUGACUGUAUAUUUAACAUGCAUGUCCUUUUUGAAAAGCAGAACUAUACUGUAUAUGUCAACUGCAAACAGAAAAAGAACUAUUGAAAAGAUCUGUAAGUAUAACCAUAUCAACAUGUCCAAACCUGUUAACCAAUUAUCAACCGCUGCAUGAAUGGAUAUAAAUAGAACUUGUAUAUCAAUUAAACUGCCUCCUACCCAGGUGCUAUAUAACUAACUGCGAGAGGUUCGCGUUCAAUAACCGAUCCAUUCUCGUACCCAGAGCCCUUCUUACGCGCAGUGCGACGAGGGGCUCUGGCCAAAUCCAUAUCAAACUGGCAUCUGAUUGGCUACAACGAAGGUUAUUGUUCUAAUACCGGAUAUAUUCUUUUACCAUGUUUUUAUGGUAUCCGGUUUUGGAUUUGACCAGAGCCCCUCGUCGCAGCGCGCGUAAGAAGGGCUCUGGGUACGAGAAUGUAACCGAUCAUUCUUUGAAAAUUCAAGUAUGUAUACUUUUUUCUUUCUCGAUGGCCACAUGCAACAUUUGUAUAGGUAACAGUAUGGUUUCGAGUACAAUUUAGGAAAAAAACAUGCACGGGUGAGUUUUUCAAAGACGAUCAAAAUUGAUCGAGUGCAAUUUGAAGUCUUUGAAAAACUCACGAGUUGUGUUUUUUCAAAUUGCACGAGAAACCAUAGUAUAUACUUAUAUUAACAAUAUACAUGAAAAAAUUAUGCAGUCUCGUGCGUAUUAAAAGUCACAUUUAGAUAUUAAGAAAUAAAAAAAUUGAAGAAUAAAAAAUUAAGAAAAUUAAGAGGUUUGCACUGUAUUUCUUUCUUUUUGCACUGCCACUGUAUUUCAUUUUUUGGCACUGUAUUUCGAAAACAUUGCACUGCUCUUCGUCAAUCAGAAUUGAGAACGUUUUUCAUGUAUAUUAUUGGGAUCAAAUAAUCGGGCAUAUAGAGGACAGCAAUGAAUGAGAACUCGCCAUAUCCGGGGAUAAUUCCAUUUUGCCUUCAUUUUGUAUGGUAAGUACAUUUCUAUAUAUUGGCGACGUUCAAAUUUCUUGUGGGCUUCUGCCAACACGUUUUUCUUCGAUUUUCCUAUUAAACUCGUACAUUGUUAAAAACUUGUAACCGUUUAAAUGUCUUAGGG